Molecule: messenger RNA, 705 nt
Organism: Colletotrichum gloeosporioides
Lineage: Eukaryota; Fungi; Ascomycota; Sordariomycetes; Glomerellales; Glomerellaceae
Exons: 3
Coding region: 1-705 (234 amino acids)
Source: RefSeq, a predicted model, not a curated record
AUGCCGACGAGGACACGGCUGCCGGUGGUGCUGCUCCUGUGCCUUGAGUCCGUGGUGGUCCUCGGCGCCCUGGCGCUCUUCGGCAUCGCGUACCCCGACCGCUUCCGCUCGCGGCUGUGGCGGAACGGCGGCGAGGAGGGGUGGUGCUCGAACCCGCGACUGCGAAUAUAUUUUUACGCAAACUACGAGGAACCGCCUGAGAUACCCCUCAUAUGGAGCCAACGCCUCACAACCUCCAACGCCGCGACAGCCGUCCUCUCCCUCGCCGUCCUCUUCGUCCGCAUCACGAUCGCCGCCCUCCACUACGACGCUCGCUGGACGAACACCGCCUACGACGCCGUCCUCGCGGGCCUGUGGGCGUGGAGUGCCGCAGCGCAGGGCGGUGCAGAUCUGACGGACCCGGAGCACCUGAUGCCGCGGCCGUGGUACCUCGUGCGCGGCUGCGAGAAGGCGUGGAGGGGGAACAGGACGUGGUGUAGGGUUGCAAAGUGGGAGUAUGGGUGGGCGAUAAUGGCUGCGAUAUUCUACAUUGCGAAGAUUGUCGGGACGGCGGGGUGGAUGGUGUACGAGAAGGGUAAGAGGGAUGCGUCUCGGGAGGAAGAUCUGACGAAGAUCUGGAGGAGGGAGGGGGGAGGGUCGUACAAGGACGAUGCGGAUUGCUGUUCCGGGCACGAUUCGGUCGAGUUGACGUCGUACAGAUCGUAG